Molecule: messenger RNA, 3167 nt
Organism: Papaver somniferum (opium poppy)
Lineage: Eukaryota; Viridiplantae; Streptophyta; Magnoliopsida; Ranunculales; Papaveraceae
Product: receptor-like protein 19
Exons: 1
Coding region: 571-3126 (851 amino acids)
Molecular function (GO): protein binding
Source: RefSeq, a predicted model, not a curated record
UUCAGAGAAAAUGUUCAGCUACCAUUCCUUCAUUUCCGAUUUCUUCUUGCUCUUAUAUUUUUCAUCAUAAUAUAUGCAGAAGUCUGUCUGGCGUGUCACGAUGAAGAAAGGAUUGCUCUUUUGAGCAUCAAAAACUCCUUAACGGAUCAUUUGGAUCGGUUGUCCUCAUGGCAAAUAGACCGUCAUCUGAAUUGUUGUCAGUGGCAUGGAAUUCAUUGCUCUGCUGACAACAAGUCACGAGUCAUUUCAAUCGAUCUUCGAAAUAUAGACCUUGAAAUUAACCUCUGGGGCUCUGGUAAUGAUCCGCCAAGAAAUACUUCACUUACCGGUACAAUCUCUUCUUCCUUGCUCAAUCUAACUCACCUUGAGUAUCUCGAUCUUAGUUUCAAUAAUCUCGACUACUCAAAUGUCCAAUAUCACCUUUCAAAACUCAGAAAUCUCAAUCACCUUGAUGUCUCAAAUUCGAAUUUUUCCGGCUCGAUAACAACACAAUUUGCUAACUUAUCAUCUCUUCGGUACCUCGACAUCUCUGAUUAUGCUCAACCAUCUGAUCCCACAUCUCCAAGUUAUAUGAUUUCCCUCAUCCCCUUAAUCUCGUCAUCCAUAAACUGGGUUAAAGAGUUAGUUCAUCUGAGGGUACUUAGACUAAGUGGUGUUGACUUAUCUGAGGCAACUGUCAAAAAGAAUUGGGCUAAACCAAUAUCAUUUCUUGCUCAUCUCAGAGAACUUCACUUAUCUGGUUGUGCUAUUUCUAAUCCAAUCUUUCCAGUCCAUGAGUUCCUCAAUCUUUCUCAUCUGUCUUCUCUACAAAUGAAUUACAAUGAAAACCUCGAUUCGCCAAUCCCACCUCAGUUUGCUAAUCUUACUUCCCUUUCAGUUCUUGAAAUAGUUGGUUGCUAUAAUUUGCAAGGAUCACUUCCUUACCUUCCUCAGAUUCAACGGCUUGACGUAAGAGGAACUGAUAAACUUCAUGUAAAUCUUACAUCCAUGUUUGAACGCCAAUGGCCUAAACUCCGAACACUCUGGAUGUCAAGCAAAAAUGUAACCGGGUGGAUUCCAACUUCCAUUUCAAACUCACCGCUAUUGGUUAGUCUUUCUGCACAAAGUUGUUACAUUCAAGGACCCUUACCUGCAACAAUUUCGUCUCUUUCAAACUUGGAGUAUCUGGACCUCUCGAUGAACACCAUAACAGGUUACCUUCCUGCUUCAAUCUCCAAUAUGAAAAGGUUACAAUAUUUAUCCAUGUCUGGCAAUAAUUUCCAAGGACACAUACCCGAUUCGAUUUGCGAACUUACUUCUCUUCAACAACUUGAUUUAUCUCAGAAUAGCUUAACCGAAAAGAUACCAAGUUGUAUAACCAAGCUCCAGAACCUUAAUCGCUUAGAUGUUAUUUAUAAUUCUAUUGAGGGCACUGUCUCAUUCAACUCAUUAAUCAGAGAGUUAAACUUAACAAGUUUAAAUCUUAACAAAAAUAGCAUAACCGUAGUGAUAGAUCAAAACUCCAUUCCAUCUAAAUUCCAGUUGGAGAGCUUGAACCUGCAAUCAUGUAAUAUAAAUGGGGAAAUACCUGAUUUUAUCUGCAAGUUCACGAAUCUUGACAGAUUGGAUUUGUCUCGGAACAAUCUAAUGGGAAAUAUCCCUUCUUGUAUCUUCAAGCAUCAAACUCUAGUUUACUUAGAUCUUUCGGGAAACAACCUCCAAGGAACACUACCACCUGUUCUUGGUUUUAAUGCUGAUUAUUUUAUGUACCUAAAUUUAGCUGGAAACAAGCUUCACGGUUCAGUUCCUAUUCCAUCUCCGAAGAACAUGUAUUUCGAUCUGUCACAAAAUGAAUUCAGUGGCAGAAUCCCAUUCGAAGUUGGAGAAAGGCUUUCCAAUGCCCGUUAUGCUUCAUUGUCACGUAACCAGCUGUCAGGAGUGAUUCCUCUAUCAUUCUGUUCAAAUAAAGGCUUGGAGUUGAAUUCAUUUCGUCUUGGAUCUCUGGAUCUGUCCAACAACAGCUUAACUGGGAGUGUACCUUCUAGUUUAGGGAACUGCAGCGGUCUAGUUUUUCUACACCUUGGCAUGAAUAAUCUCAGUGGACAACUUCCGAAUGAGCUUACGCAGGCCAUACGUAUCAUGUAUCUCCUAUUGCAUGAUAACCUUCUCGGAGGUGCUUUUCCAAAGAUCAUCCAGGAAUUUAAACGACUGAAUGUUCUUACAUUGGGAGAUAACAACUUCAGAGGUAACAUACCUACAUUCAUCGGCUCAUUUCUCGAUCUUCGGAUUCUAUCAUUAAGAUCGAAUGCGUUUAAUGGAUCUAUUCCCAAAGAGAUUAGCAAUUUAGGUCAACUUCAGAUAUUGGACUUAUCGUUUAAUAGUCUUUCUGGUCCGAUUCAUGGCAAGACAAUAGGGAACCUGACGAUGUUAACAAGUAGACCCAACGACAUAUCUGCAGCCUGGGGUGGUGGUAUGUUUAUCUCAAAUCUUCAACUGCAAAUAGUCGUCAAAGGAGUCUUGCAGCACAUUCAACGGUUACAAGGUUACAAUUCAGGAAUUGAUCUAUCAUGCAACAAAUUGGACGGAGAUAUCCCGGAAGAUAUAGGUCUACUUAAAGGUCUUUCUAUGCUUAACUUAUCAAAUAAUCAUUUCAAUGGUAACAUACCAAACAGUGUCGCCAACAUGACUGGUUUGGAGUCAUUGGAUCUCAGUUCCAACAAUCUGUCGGGACAGAUCCCCAUGGAGUUGGUAUCAUUAAGCUACCUUGGGUAUGUAAACCUAUCUUAUAAUAAUUUGAGUGGCAGAAUUCCUGAAAAUGCUCAUUUCCAAAGCUUGAGCUUGGAUGGUUCAGCUUUCCUUGGAAAUGAGUUUUUAUGUGGUGUUCCUACAAAGAAGCAUUGCGAUGGUGAUCCCAUCAGUCCUACAAGUAGUAAGACUGGUGAUAACACCGAACGAGAUGUAGAAGAUGAUGAUGGCGCAAGAGAUAAGGUCUUCCUAUUUGGUUCUGUUGUUUUGGGUAUAGGAGUUGGGUUUUGGGGUCUGUUCUUGGGUUUACUUUGUAGAAAAGAGAAAUGGUGGUUUGGGUACUGGAGAGUUGUUGAUAGUAUCGCAGGGAAAGUAGGAGGUUGUAUGAAGAAAAAUGCAUAGGUGAUUAUAAAUGCAGUAACAACUUCUCCUUUUUGUUGCAA